Corvus hawaiiensis (hawaiian crow) is the source of this 1731-nucleotide messenger RNA. It is a transcript of the gene C8H10orf88, whose product is annotated as chromosome 8 C10orf88 homolog. Bases 77 to 1405 code for a protein of 442 amino acids. The record is from RefSeq and is a predicted model, not a curated record. The transcript is spliced from 6 exons. NCBI's taxonomy places the organism in Eukaryota, Metazoa, Chordata, Aves, Passeriformes, Corvidae.
GCGGCCGCCGCUGAGGGUCGGUCGGUGCCGCUCCCCGGCCGGGGUGUCCCCGCCGGGCGCUGCCCGGGGCUCCGCGAUGUCGAGCGGCUGCGCGGCGGUGCCGGAGGAGGAGGCGGAGGAGGGAGGCCGGGAGCCGCGCUGUGUGUCGGCGCGGUGCUCCUGGCCCUGCGCCCCGCCGGGCGGCCUGGCCCGGGCGCUGUGCCUGCGGCGGGGCGCGGGGGACGGCGAGCCCGGCAGCGAGGCCGUGCUGGCGGAGCGCCGGGCGGGCGGCGAGGAGCCCUGCGAGCUGCGGCUGCAGUGCCGGCCCGGCGCCGAGAUGGUGUCCGUGGGGAUCGUGAGCCAGGCCCGGAACAUGGAGGUGUACGUGGGCGAGGAGUACUGCGGCACCAGCCGGGGAGAGAGCCGCGGCGCACGCCCGGCGCCGGGUGAAACUGAAGAGGUUACUUUAUACCACAAGUACCUUAAGUUUGAAUGCCCUGCAACCUCCUGUAGAGUUAAGCUGCUCUCCUUUGGUGAGAAACAAAGAGUACUCAUCAGUAAAAUAAUUCUAGAAGUGAAAGCAGUGUCUGCAAAACUAGCAACUGAUUUUCCUUCACUAGGCUCAAGCAUAGAUCUAGACAGAGUGCAAACUAUAAUGGAAUCCAUGGGAUCCAAGUUGUCUCCAGGUGCUCAGCAGCUCAUGGACAUGGUCCGGUGUCAGCAGAAAAACAGCUUCCCUCUUGGAGACAAACUCAGCUGGAUCUUGGGGAAAAAUUCCGACUUUGGAGGUGACCUUGCAAUAGACGGAUUGCACAGUGCAGCUCUUCAGUCAUCACUGAGUCCAUCAGCCAGUGAACCUUUGCCUGUUAAAAAUCAUUUAACAAGUGAAGCACUGUAUAAAGACUUAAGAAUAACUCGUGAUCUGAACUCAGAGGUACCUGAAAGAGGGAAUACUUUGGAUUCUGAAAGACUUCCUACCCAGCAGAAUGCAGUUGACCUCAGGAAUGAUUUGAAAGCCGUGGGAUCUUUGCAAGUGCAGGAACAAGCAGGUGAAACUCCAAACGUAGCCAACCCACAGGUGCUUCUUCCUUUUCUUCAAAACUUGUGCACUCAGGUGAAUCACCUUCGGCUCAAGGAUGGAGAGAGGCACAUCGGGAAAAGGGCAGUGGCUAAAGAGGAAGGUGUUCAGUGUGUUGGGGUAGAACAACAGCCUAUUUGCUCCUAUUUGGAAAAGAUCAUUUCAAAAAAUCUGGAUCUGAUGGAGAGGAAACUAAUGGACUAUAUUGACUGCCGAAUGCAGGCUCUUCAGACACACAUAGACAAUAAAAUGUUUCUCUUGAUGGACUUGGUUCAGAACUCAAAACCAAGCAAAAUUUCACAAGCACACUAUGAUUCUAAUGAGGGAUUUUCUAAUGGAGAGAGAUAGAUGGAUUCAGAGGUAGGGUUUCAGUGUAAAUACUUUAAGGGCCGUUACACUUUACAAAGCUUAGUAUUUAUGGAGUUAAAACUAUAAAGAACCUCAGUGUUGUUAACUUGCAUUUUGUUACUGUAAUUCUAUCCACUGUUGCACACAGUUGUUAGUUUUAUGAAAGAUCUUAAGAAUACGUUUUUUUUCCUAAAUAUAAGAGUUUUGUAUGCCCUUUGUGGCUUAUUUAUUUAAAGAACAUUGCUAGAGGUUGUACGAACAGUUCCCCAGUUCCAGUUUGAGCAAUGGAGUACUCUAAAUAAACUGAGUUACUGCAUAUCUUUUUA